AUGCACCGGAUUCACUCGUGGGCGAAAGCUCACGCAUCCUCUAGCGGCCUGCCAGAUCAGACUCCCUCUCAACAGGCCGCCGACCCUGUUCAUACCGAAAAGCCUCUUCAACAUGGAGAAGUGAAUAUACCAGUGGAGGAACCCACUCCAGGGUCCCUCACGGAAAACGACUCAAAGCCGGGUUUUCUGAUCCGUAUGCGAAAUGGCUCCGGCCGUUUCUAUCACCAUACCAAGGAUGCGGUCUGCCACAGCUGGAUUAAUGUUCUGUUGAUCUUUGUGCCGGUCGGCAUCGCCUGCGAGGCCGCGGGUCUUAACCCAGCCAUCAUCUUCGCAAUGAACUCGGUGGCCAUUAUUCCCCUGGCUGGAUUGCUCAGUCAUGCCACGGAGAGUGUUGCCAGCCGUCUUGGUGACACCAUUGGAGCCUUGAUCAACGUCACUUUCGGAAAUGCAGUCGAAUUGAUCAUUUUCAUCAUCGCUCUAGUCAAGGACGAGAUUCGCAUCGUUCAAGCUUCUCUUCUUGGCUCAAUUCUCGCCAAUCUGUUGUUGAUCAUGGGCAUGGCAUUCCUGUCUGGUGGUCUUCGCUUCCGAGAACAGAUUUAUAACAGUACCGUUACUCAGAUGAGUGCUUGUUUACUCAGUUUGAGUGUGAUGAGUCUCCUCUUGCCCACUGCCUUCCACGCUUCGUGGUCGGAUAGCCGCGAUGCUGAUCGCGAGACUCUCAAGGUCAGCCGUGGUACCAGUGUCGUUCUUCUCCUGGUGUAUAUUCUCUACAUCAUCUUCCAGCUUAGAACACACUCGUAUCUCUACGCUAGUAUCCCCCAGGCUAUCAUUGACGAGGAGUCCAAACCCGGUGUCUUGGCAGACUUCAUGAACAGCUCUUCCGACUCCUCAUCUAGCUCUAGUGAUGAGUCGGAUGACACUACAACUUCCUGGACUACCGCCAAACGGAUCAAAAGAGCAAUGAAGUACCGCAGACAUCGAAAGUCAAGUACAAGCUCGAAAGGGACAACAUCUCGUAAUUCCUUCCAAAAAAAGGCCAUGGCGUCGACUUCCGAUGAAAACCAGGCUUCCAUUGAUGGCAAUGAGCACGCCAUUGAGCUUAGUGACGAAAUUCGCUACGACGCCGAUGAAGAUGUUCAGUCCUCUUCUGCAGUCCGGUCUCGCGACUUUGGUUUGGCUCUGAGCCGUAUGGACAGCAAAGCGAGCAAAAAGUCGAACAAACGGGAUCGCAAAAUGCGCAAGGCCCGGAAAGCAGAGAAGAAGGCUAAGAUCGCUGCCCCCCCAGGAUAA
Molecule: messenger RNA, 1290 nt
Organism: Penicillium coprophilum
Lineage: Eukaryota; Fungi; Ascomycota; Eurotiomycetes; Eurotiales; Aspergillaceae
Exons: 2
Coding region: 1-1290 (429 amino acids)
Biological process (GO): calcium ion transmembrane transport; intracellular calcium ion homeostasis
Cellular component (GO): fungal-type vacuole membrane
Molecular function (GO): calcium:proton antiporter activity
Source: RefSeq, a predicted model, not a curated record